AUGAGCACGCUGAACGUGAAAAAGCUCAAAGUGAACGAGCUGAAAGAGGAGCUGCAGCGUCGUGGCCUGGACACUCGGGGUCUGAAGGCGGAUUUAGCGGACAGGCUGCAGGCGGCGCUGGACGCCGAGGCCGCCGCCGGAGCAGCAGCAGCAGAAGAAGAAGGAGAAGAAGAGCAGGAGGCGGAAGAGGCGGAGGCAGAGGAGUGCGGGGGCGGAGAUUUUGCUGCUGAUGUGUCGGGCAACGGAGAAGCCGACGUGUCUCAGUAUGAUGACGGAAACAACGGCUGUCAGAACCAGGAAGAGGAGGCAAACAGCGAGGAAGAUGACAGUAACGAGAACAGCGAUGCUGGUUUUGGAUCGACCGACUUCACCUCAGAUGAUCUGGACCCACCAAAGCAAGGCUUCGGGCAGCAGAUACAGCAAGGCUACGACGAGGAUCAAGAAGCCGAUUGGAGCUAUGAAGAGCCAGCUAAGAGCCAGGGCUCGCAGGAUCCUGAGGUGAAGCAGGAGUACGAGGAGCCGGAUGCACAGCAAGAGCAGUUUGAGGAAGCACAGGAGCAGCCAGAAGUCAAAGAGCCAGAAACAGAACAGUCUCAGCAGCAGGUGACCGCUGUGAAAGCGGAGUUAAAGAAGGACGAUGACGCGCCGCCGCAGGAAGAGGCAGCAAAUGAUUGGACGGCCGGCGAAGGUGACGGAGCAGCGCAGGUUAAAAUGGAAGACGACCAACAGACAUCACAGAGCCGCAAAAGACCCUACGACGACGGCCGUGGAUACGGAUACUACGAGCAUCGUGAAGACAGGAGGGGCCGGUCGCCUCAGCCUCCAGCCGAGGAAGAAGAGGAAGACUUUGAUGAAAACCUUGUGGCUAUUGACACCUAUAACUGUGACCUGCAUUUCAAGGUGUCUCGAGACCGGUACAGUGGCUACCCGCUUACCAUCGAGGGGUUUGCAUAUUUGUGGGCAGGUGCCCGAGCUACUUACGGUGUUUCCAAAGGACGUAUAUGCUAUGAAAUGAAGAUCAAUGAGGAGAUUUCUGUAAAGCACCUCCCCAGCAGUGAGCCUGAUCCCCAUGUGGUGAGAAUCGGGUGGUCUUUGGACUCCUGUAGCACUCAGCUUGGAGAGGAACCCUUCUCCUAUGGCUAUGGUGGAACUGGCAAGAAAUCCUCGAACUGUAAAUUCGAGGACUAUGGAGAGAGGUUUGGUGAAAAUGAUGUCAUUGGCUGCUACCUUGACUUUGAAAGCGGAGAGCAAGUGGAGAUGGCGUUCUCCAAAAACGGCAAGUGGCUUGGGCCUUGCUACCGCAUCUCUCGUGAGGAGCUGGCCGGUCGUCCUCUCUUCCCACACAUCCUGGUGAAGAACUGCGCUAUAGAGUUCAACUUCGGACAGAAGGAGGAGCCAUAUUUCCCUCCGCCUGAGGGCUACACGUUUAUUCAGGAGCUGGCGUUGCAAGACAGAAGCAGAGGAUCAGUUGGGCCAGCUACCAAAGCAGAGUGCGAGAUUCUAAUGAUGGUAGGACUACCUGGCAGUGGAAAGACCACAUGGUCCAUUAAGCACUCCAAGGAGAACCCUGAGAAGAAGUUUAAUAUUCUGGGUACCAAUGCCAUAAUGGACAAGAUGAAGAUGAUGGGACUCCGCCGCCAGAGGAACUACUCCGGGCGCUGGGACGUUCUCAUCUCACAGGCCACGCAGUGCCUCAAUCGCCUCAUCCAGAUCGCAGCUCGCAAGAAACGCAACUACAUCCUGGACCAGACAAAUGUAUAUGGAUCAGCCCAGAGACGAAAAAUGCGUCCUUUUGAAGGGUUUCAACGCAAGGCUAUUGUAAUUUGUCCCACGGAUGAGGAUUUAAAAGAGCGAACAUUAAAGCGAACUGAUGAGGAAGGGAAGGAUGUACCCGAUCAUGCUGUUUUAGAAAUGAAAGCCAACUUCGUGCUGCCUGAUGCCGGCGAGUUCCUGGACGAGGUGAUCUUCACGGAGCUGCAGCGUGAAGAGGCCGACGCGCUCAUCAAGCAGUACAACGAGGAGGGCCGAAAGGCUGGCCCGCCACCCGACAAGCGCUUCGAUAAUCGGCCCGGAGGCUUCCGCGGCCGUGGCUUCCAGCGCUACGAGCACCAAGGCGCUCCACAGGGAGCACGAGGCUCGUACCAGAACCGUGGCAGCUCUGGAGGAGGUGGCUACCGUGGAGCCUACAACCGUGGAGGGUUCAGCCAGAACCGCUGGGGGAGCAACUAUAGAGAUACAGGAGGCCGGGGAGGCUACAACCGCAACCAACAAUCAGGAGGCAGCUACAACCACAGCCGCCAGGGCUCCUACAACAAAGGAGGCAGUGGAACCGGUGGUAGCUACAGUCAGUCCCAGCCUCAGAACUACAAUCAAGGUUACAACCAAAGUUACAACCAAGGCAGCUACAGCCAGGGGUACAACUACGGAAACUACAGCCAGUACCCAAGUUACAACCAGGGCUAUAACCAGACGCCUGCAGCCACGGGCCAGUCGUACAGUCAGCAGCAGCAGCAGCAGCAGCAGCAGCAGCAGAACUACAACCAGCAGUACCAGCAGUACGCUCAGCAGUGGCAGCAGUAUUACCAGAACCAGAGCCAAUGGAACCAGUACUACAACCAGUACGGAAAUUACGGCAACUACCAGCAGGGCCAGGGCUCGCAGCAGUAGCCGUGUCCCCCCCUGUGGCUCUUCCAUAUCAUUCCAUCAGCUCUAUUCUUCAGUUUUUUUUUUUGUUUUUUUUUAAAUUAGUCUCUUUCACUUUCAGCCAGUCUUCCUUUUCUCUCAGACCAUUCCCCCUGUGCUAAACGUUUGCUUUUACUCUCUUAACAGCCUCAGUUUUACAAUUAACUGGAUUUAUUUUGCGCCCCCCAUCAUUAUUACUGCGUUUUAUUUUUGGAUUGAGUAGUCCGCUUUGCUUCGGAAGCAUUUCCAAACACACACUGACGCGUGUGAUAAGUAGCGAUGUGUAAAGUAGUUUGGUUCAGAUUCUUGCUCGCGGGGAUGCAUAUACAUUUAAAUAAUUUCGAUUUGAGUUUUGUAUGUUGAACAUUUGCAUUAUUUUAUUUGUCUUCUAAUCAUAUGUUUUGGAAAAAAAAUUAGAUUUCAAGUAGCCCUGUUAAAUUGUUUAUGGGAUUCAGAACACAAGUGUAUCUAAUACAAGUGAAAAUUUAAAGACCCUAAUUUUUCAUAACUUAUAAUAAAUCAUAAUCAAUGAUGGAUAACGUUUUAUACCAUUCUUACAUGUCUUAAUAGUUUCAGUUUUCUCCUUGUAUCUACAAUUUAGUGAGCACUAUGUGGUUCUAAGUUUUUAUACCUUGUACCAUGUUUGUAAAACUGUAUUGGCAUGUUGUUGUUUUUUGUCUGAUCAAAGCUCAUUUUUUUGUAUUUGAGAAUAUAAUAUGAAACGAAAGCA
Molecule: messenger RNA, 3412 nt
Organism: Pangasianodon hypophthalmus (striped catfish)
Lineage: Eukaryota; Metazoa; Chordata; Actinopteri; Siluriformes; Pangasiidae
Gene: hnrnpul1l
Product: heterogeneous nuclear ribonucleoprotein U-like 1 like
Exons: 15
Coding region: 1-2667 (888 amino acids)
Molecular function (GO): protein binding
Source: RefSeq, a predicted model, not a curated record